AUGCAUUUCAUUAAUAAUGAAAAAAAUGUAAAUAACACGGGACUAAUAUAUACAACAGUUGAAACAAUAAAUCUUAAUGAUCUUAUAAAUUAUUCAAAAUCAGAAAAAGAAAAUGGAAAUGAAGAAAUAUGUUACUUAAAAUAUUUUCGUAAAAACAAAAACUUGAAUAAUUUUGUAAAAAUAUUAAAUAAUAAUUUAGUUAAUAGUCAAAUUAUUUUAACAAAUUUCACAGAAAAUAAUAAAGAUUCCAUAAAUUCAGAAUAUAUAUAUAAAAAUGUUAUCAAAAAUAAAAUUUCAUAUCUUUUGAAAAACGUCUAUUUAUCUACUUUUUUUACAAGCAAUUAUAUAAAUAAUAUUUGUAAGAAAUAUAAACAAAUUCUAAUUAAUUGUUAUUCAAAAUAUCAUAAUAAAAUAUAUAUGGACAAUAAUUAUUUAUAUUUAUGUAUUAAUGAUUUAACAAAAUUAAGCUUAAUAACACAUACAAAUUUAUAUAAAGAUCAAAAUGGGCUUUCAAAUGUGAUUGUAAUUGAUUUAAAAAACGAUUCUGUAAAAAUUGCCGACAAAAAUAAAUACACUCAUAACCAAGAUGAUAAAAAUUUCGAAAAAAUUGAAAAAAUUGAAAAAUAUGAAAAUUUCGAAAAAAGUAAUAUCCAUGAAAAGGUGAACAAGGUAAAUGAAAACAACAACGAAGAUUUGGAAAAUUACAAAAUGUAUAAUAUAAAAUAUAAAAUGAGAGAAACAUAUAAAGCUUUUUUUUCGGAAUCGAAUACGUAUCCAGUAGAUCUAAUAGCUACAUAUGGCCAUGCCAGCGAUGGUGAUAAUGCAGAUGAGAAUGAUGAUGACAAUUUCAGCGAUGGUAAGAAUGACAAAUUUCUAAACAAAUUAAGUGCCACUUUUUUAAAAAAUAAAGAUGCAAAAAUUUAUCCAAUACAUCUUGAAUAUCAUGAAACAACAUAUAAAGGAAAUAGCGAUGAUAUAUCACUAAAUAAUAAUAUUUGUGAAGAAAACUAUUUAAACAUGGCAUCUAUUAAUAACAAUGAAAACAUAAAUAUGUUAAAUCAAUUGAAUACUGUUACAGAUAUAUAUAAAGAUAUUUUUAGUACAAAUAAUUUAUCUAAUAGUUUAACAUCAUCUUUUAAAUAUAAUAUAGAAAAUGAAAUUAAUAAAAAUACAAAUUUAUUUUUUUCACAAAAUAAAAAAUUAAAUAAUUUUUAUUACGAAUUAAAUGUAGAUUUCAUAUAUAAUAAUUUAUUUAUUUGGUUAGAAAAAAACAAAACUAUAAAUAAAAAAAAUAAUAAAUUAAAUAAUUACCCAAAUAUCAGAGAUGAUAUAUAUUAUACACAAAGACACUCAAAUCGUAAUACACAAAAAAAUAAUAAUUUAAAUAGUAUGGAUUAUGAAAAAAAAGGAAACAUACAUCAUAUAAAUAAUAAAACGUUUUAUAUAAAUAAAAAUUUGUCUGACACUAGUGAUGAUAGUUUAUUUGAAUUUUCCAAAAUUAAAAGAGAGGAAAGAAAUAGUGACGAACAAACUAAAAGUCGCAAACAAGUUCAUUCAAGUGGGGUAUCGAGUAGUCAUAAUGGUGUAAAAAUUGGGAAUGGUGACAAAAUUGAAAAAAUUGAAAAAUUUGAAAAAAUUGAGAAUGGUGUAAAAAUUGAGAAUGGUGUAAAAAUUGAGAAUGGUGUAAAAAUUGAGAAUGGUGAAAAAGUUGAAAAAAUUUUGAAUUUUUUACGAACACACCAAGGACAGUACUUUAUAAAUGAUGAAAUAUUUUUGGAAAAAGAAUCUUUGUUAAAAAUUAUGGAUUAUAAUAAAAGCAAAACUGAACCAAGGAAUGUAAUAAACUCAAAAUGGGUUGAAAAAAAAAAAGAAAAUUUUUUUGAUGAUUUUAUUAAUUAUUUAGUUGAAUAUAUAGGCAAAAUACAUUUAGAUAUAAAAAUAAAAUUUAAAAAUAAAUCUAAAAUAUAUCUUAAAGAAAAACAAAAUAAAAAUGAAAUACAAAAAAUCAUUUUAAAUAAUGGCUUAAUAAAUAGUUCUAACAUAUUCAAUAUUUUUAAUUCCUUAUUAAAUAAAUUAUUAAAAAAAAAUAAUAUACAAAAUAUCAGCAAACUUCACUAUGUCAUGUCUAUACAUAAAUACGAAUAUAAUUUUGUUAAUCAUGAUAAAAAUUUUAAAGAAAUGUCGACCCAAACAUCUCUUCAUUUAUUUAUGAUUACGGCAAAUGGAUCUCUUUAUUUAAUUCUUGCAGACACGCGCAAUCGAAUUGGCUGA
Messenger RNA from Plasmodium yoelii, 2271 nucleotides. RefSeq names its product conserved Plasmodium protein, unknown function. The coding region runs from base 1 to 2271 and encodes 756 amino acids. Lineage: Eukaryota; Apicomplexa; Aconoidasida; Haemosporida; Plasmodiidae. The transcript has a single exon. The record is from RefSeq and is a predicted model, not a curated record.